CACAGGUUUGCAGUGCUGACCAUCAAAGCCCUGCUGCACCGUCUGCGCUGUGAGAGCGUGUUGGUGGCCAUGGAACGCAAGCGUGGCUGGGACACGCUGCUCAGCGCUGACACCCACCACUACGCGGUGGGUCUGCUGGCCAGGGAGAUGCGCUGUGUCUCCAGCCCCUUGUGUUCCCGCAUCACACUCCACCUGCUGGAGCUGCUGAGCAGGGAGGAGCCCCACUUGGAGCUCCUCACCAUGGCAUUCCUUGUGGAGGUCCUGGACUGCCUGGACAUGAGUGACUGGGGAGGCAGUAUUCUGCAGAGCCUUUCAAGGCACCUCAGGAGCGACUGCCCAGAGAGGCGUCGCCUGGCGCUCCGAGGCCUCCUGGUGCUCAGCCAGGAUCCUGCGAUGGCUGACGGCAUGCAGAGCCUGACACAAAGCUUCACGGAGCUACUGUGGGAUGCAGACGGAGAGCUGGUCUGGAUGGCCCUCACUGUAUGCAUCAAUCAAGUCCAGGACAGAGGCAUCCCAAUCUCCACCCCCACUGCCCUGGAGCUGGCUGAGGCACUCCAGACACUCUUUGGCUACGACAACAUCCACGUGCAGCUGCUCUCCGUUCACCUUUUCCGAAGGGUGUUGAAGCUGGUAGUGGAGGAGGGAAAACAACCCCUGCAGACGCACGUGAUCCAGAGCCUGCUGCCACUCUUCUUCCUCUCGCAUGAUGAGAACGAGCACCUGGCAGACCGUGGGAGGAAUCUUCAUCCAUAUGGAAUUCUGGCAAUUGGACAGCCUAACCCUGACCAAAUCCGUAACCCUAUCCCUAACCCUAACCCUAAACCGAACCAUUACCCAAACCCUAAACUCUAA
Messenger RNA from Lepidothrix coronata (blue-crowned manakin), 852 nucleotides. RefSeq lists its product as uncharacterized. The coding region runs from base 70 to 852 and encodes 260 amino acids. Gene Ontology annotation, cellular component: cytoplasm. The record is from RefSeq and is a predicted model, not a curated record. The transcript is spliced from 6 exons. Lineage: Eukaryota; Metazoa; Chordata; Aves; Passeriformes; Pipridae.